UGAAUAUCUAACAAAUUCGUUUUCAAUCCGACAUUUGGUGUUCUGUGUUUCACUUUCACAAUUUCAAUUCCACAUUUUUUCUAAAAUGAAUUCCGAGUGAAUACGCAUGUUCUGGAAAACGAAUUCACAAGAAAAAUGUCGGUUAGCAUUCACUUCAGUUCGAAAUUGUGAAUUUGGUGCGAGCAAAUAUGGGUAAACAUAAGAAUGCGGAGCAGGAAGCGAUCCUUGUCCACUUCAUGGAGUCGCAUAAAGAUAUCGCUCGAGGCUUUGUUAAGGGUGACAAAGUAAAAGUUGAUGCCCUAUGGAAAGAGGUGGUGACAGAAUUAAAUCUUCAUGGUCCACCACAGAAAGAUAUUUCUGGUUGGAAAAAGGUUUGGAUGGAUUGGAAGGCCUUCAUAAGGAAAAAAGUUGCACACAACAACUUAGAAGCGAGGGCAACAGGAGGAGGGCCAUUUAACAAGCACAUCCUCACUCCAACUGAAGACGCAAUAGCCCAAUUAUGUGGUAUAUAUACCGUGGUGGAAGGUAUUCCCAGCACAGCAGACUUUGGUGUCCCUUCCGAAAAUUGCGAUGUGCCUUCAGAGAUUUCCAGCGAUGAUGACAAACUCCCAUCUACAAGCAAUUCUGCUCGAUUCCGAAGACGUGAGCCUAUGGUAACCGACCACUUAAGGAAUAAUGUCGGUGAGCAGACAGGUGCCUUGAAAAGUAUUGUAGAUGGGUUGCAAGAAAAUAUUGAGGCCACAAAGGAAAUUAACACUAGCAUUCAAUGCCUUUGUGAAAGAGUAAAAGACUUGACUGAGGAGAACAAAAGGCACCAUUUCGAAAUGGAGCGGCUGCGACAAGAAGAAAAUGAAAUGAAAUAUAAAGAGUAUGAAUUGACGGAGCUAAAAAUGUAUUUUAAAUACCAGUGCAAACCAAACAGUAAUCCAUAAUUUCCUCUUUUAUAGUUUUUUAAAAAGUAUAAACACAGCGAUGUUUU
This is a messenger RNA of Bactrocera tryoni, 979 nucleotides long. RefSeq lists its product as uncharacterized. Gene Ontology annotation, cellular component: nucleus. The transcript has 3 exons. The coding region runs from base 189 to 932 and encodes 247 amino acids. Lineage: Eukaryota; Metazoa; Arthropoda; Insecta; Diptera; Tephritidae. The record is from RefSeq and is a predicted model, not a curated record.